Messenger RNA from Aspergillus sclerotioniger CBS 115572, 1753 nucleotides. RefSeq lists its product as uncharacterized. The transcript is spliced from 8 exons. The coding region runs from base 91 to 1695 and encodes 534 amino acids. The record is from RefSeq and is a predicted model, not a curated record. NCBI's taxonomy places the organism in Eukaryota, Fungi, Ascomycota, Eurotiomycetes, Eurotiales, Aspergillaceae.
UAAACUUUCUUCCCACCCCCGGUGCCAUCUCUCUGCUCAAAAUACCCAAAUCCCACAUACAUGCAUGGCACGCUAUAGGUGACCUCCACCAUGGCCUUAUACGACUCUUACAAGACCGCGGAGGCCGUGGCUGAAGGCUUUCGCUAUUUCCGCGAACCUCUGCAAGAAUAUAACACGGAAAUCACCCGCCUCGUUGCCCAGCUCUAUUCGAUCAGCGUCUCUCUCAAAGGCCUGGAGGAUCUUACAAGACACCGAGCCUAUCAACAUAAUUUACCGGCCAUUCAACUUGAUCUGGAUUUGCUUCGGGCUAGCUUGAGGUAUACGCUCGAGGACGUGCUUGACUUCUUCGAUGAUCUGGAGACACGAAGAGGAGACAGCAGCGGAGUAUACAAGCAAGUCUGGCUUGGACUUUGUUCUCACUUCAACGCGGAAUCCCACGAGUCAUUAUCCACUCGACUAGCCAAGUACAACUCCUUUUUGGGUGAUUUGAACCGCAUAAUGAAGGGUGAGUAUCAUGAUACUCGCCUAAUGUCUUCGCUCCGCAACACUAUCCAAGGACUUUUGUACCAUCAGGAUAGCCGACUUGCACCGCGUCUGGGCUCUCUGUCAUUGAGCUCGCCAUCCUCCAGCAGCAGCAGUAGCAGCAAUGCUGAUCCAGGGAGUCCUGUGAGUGACCGUAGGCCUCGCAGCCGCAGGUCGUACGAGCGAGCACGGCCUGUUCAUUCCUCACCCCAGUCGCCUACAUCGACUUCAUCAGGCACGUUCUCUGACAUUCCGCCCUCUGCUCCCGAUGCCCCGGACUCCCCUACCACUAGCACAACCGCCACCAGCCAGUCAGUGGACUCAACCCUUGCCAGCGACCACUGGGCCAGACGAGUAUUUCUGGACGAGCAUCCAAUGACGCCAAUCCCUUAUGUCGGUGAAAGCUCUAAAUGCCUCGGAGAACUGAGAGAAGGCGUCAAUGUCAAAUCCUGGCUUCACGGCCAGGGCUUCGAGGAGCUGUUCCAACUAGCUUUCAGUAGUGACGAGACAGAUCUUCGUGUAUGCUUUUACAUACGAGACGAUGACCAUCGCGUGCGGAUCGUGUGCAAAUCCCGGCGGUCUCGAUCCAGUGAUUACUAUUGCCUGCCUUUGAACCUGCUUGAGAUUGUCCGCGUUGGCUCCUGCUUGCAAAUUUGUCGACGGCGUCGCGGGGGUUCUGAACUCGUUUUGUGGGCCAACCUCAAGUUUAGCACUAUUGAGCAGAUGGUGAUAUUUUUCUGCACAUUCUUGGCUCUACGAUCGCAGGACUCCGGUCGGCCUGUGGAACGCAUUCGCGAUUACGAGCUUGACGAGGAGGAGGAGCUGUUUGGAGGACAAAUUGUCGACGAUGACUUCCUCCACGCCUUGCGCGUGUACCGAGACAACGUGUCUGGAGCUGUCCGACUGCAAGCCUCUGUCCACAAAGGAGAGAUGAAACGCUUCCACAGGAUGCCUGUUUGGACUGCCUUUAUAACGGAUUACAUCGCCUCCAAAGGCUGGAUUCGCCGACUGAAUCCCAAAACGGUGGUCCUGCGCGACCUCCGUCGAGUUAUCUUUACAUUUCCAAAUUACAACCCACCACAAACACCCAAAGGAGAACAUAUCUUAAUGUUCAAGAAUCGUUCUGACGCCCAGGGUUUCAUGGACACGAUUUCCGAAUUGUCUCAUAUGUAAAAUGACAAAUGAUUAGGGAUGCUGACAAUAUCCAGCGUUUUUUGUAUUAGUUGCGGCA